Molecule: messenger RNA, 3653 nt
Organism: Brachypodium distachyon (stiff brome)
Lineage: Eukaryota; Viridiplantae; Streptophyta; Magnoliopsida; Poales; Poaceae
Product: two-component response regulator ORR21
Exons: 7
Coding region: 244-2277 (677 amino acids)
Biological process (GO): cytokinin-activated signaling pathway; phosphorelay signal transduction system
Molecular function (GO): DNA binding; DNA-binding transcription factor activity
Source: RefSeq, a predicted model, not a curated record
CUAAUCACGCUUAGCGAUUUAGUCUCCUCUUCCCCAAGCGCACCACCUCUUCUUCCUCGCUGCUGCUGCCUUUUCCCCGUCUUCUCUCUCCGUCCGAAUCCACAAGUCCAGGGGCAGCCGAGGAGCCGUCGUUGGACGCCGCCGCGCGCGCGAUACCGGAUCUGCCGCUGCUAUGGAGGCGAUUGGCGCGUGAUUAUCCGAGAGGUGCGGGGCGUGUGGGGACGCUGGUGCUUUUCGCGGGAGAUGGCGCCGCCGGAGGAGGCCGGCGGCGGGGAGUUCCCGGUUGGGAUGAAGGUGCUGGUGGUAGACGACGACCCGACGUGCCUCGCUGUGCUCAAGCAGAUGCUCGUCCAGUGCCGCUACGACGCUACAACUUGUUCUCAGUCCACAAGAGCAUUAAGUAUGCUGCGAGAGAACAGGCGUGGUUUUGAUGUUAUAAUUAGUGAUGUUCACAUGCCUGACAUGGAUGGAUUCAGGUUACUUGAACUUGUAGGCCUUGAGAUGGAUCUUCCAGUUAUUAUGAUGUCUGCUGAUUCAAGGACAGAUAUUGUAAUGAAAGGAAUAAAACAUGGAGCAUGUGAUUAUUUGAUUAAACCUGUCAGAAUGGAAGAGUUGAAAAACAUCUGGCAACAUGUUGUAAGGAAAAAGUUUAGUGGAAACAAGGAGCAUGAGCAUUCAGGUAGCCUAGAUGAUACAGAUCGGAACAGGCCAGCAAAUAAUGAUAAUGAGUAUGCUUCCUCUAUAAAUGAUGGAGCUGAUGAUAGCUGGAAAUCUCAGAAAAAGAAACGGGAUAAAGAAGAGGAUGACAGUGAACUAGAAAGUGGAGAUCCUUCUAAUUCUUCCAAGAAACCAAGAGUAGUUUGGUCAGUUGAGCUCCAUCAACAGUUUGUAAAUGCGGUCAAUCACCUUGGAAUAGACAAAGCUGUUCCCAAGAAAAUUUUGGAGUUGAUGAAUGUCCCUGGUUUAACUAGGGAAAAUGUUGCCAGCCAUUUGCAGAAAUUCAGAUUGUAUCUGAAGAGAAUUGCUCAGCAUCAUGCAGGAAUAACCAAUCCAUAUUGUACCCCUGCUUCUAGUGCUCAAGUGGCCUCAUUAGGAGGACUUGAUUUCCAAGCUUUGGCUGCUUCAGGUCAGAUCCCUCCUCAAGCUCUGGCUGCUUUGCAGGAUGAGCUCCUAGGACGAACUACGACCAGCAUGGUGUUGCCUGGAAGGGACCAGUCAUCAUUACGACUCGCUGCAGUCAAAGGAAAUAAACCCCAAGGAGAGAGAGAAAUAGCAUUUGGUCAGCCCAUAUUCAAGUGCCAGAAUAAUUCAUAUGGGGCAUUCCCACAAAGCAGCCCUACAGUUGGAAGAUUGCCUUCUUUUUCAGCUUGGCCCAAUAACAAACUUGGUAUGGCAGAUUCAACCAGCACACUGGGAAAUGUGAAUAAUUCCCAGAAUAGCAAUAUCGUCUUGCAUGAAUUGCAACAGCAGCCAGAUACCAUGCUGUCAGGAACCCUCCAUGCUCUAGAUGUCAAACCUUCUGGAAUAGCUAUGCCAUCUCAGUCAUUAAACACUUUUCCAGCUAGUGAGGGUCUCUCUCCUAAUCAGUCAGGUUUUCUAACAACCAUUCCUCCAUCCAUGAAGCCUGAGCCUGCUCUCCCAAAUUCUCAACAAUCAAACAAUCUGUUAGGUGGGAUUGAUCUGAUUAAUCAAGCUUCAACCAGUCAGCCAUUCAGUAACAGCCACGGUGGAAAUCUUCCUGGUCUCAUGAAUCACAACUCCAAUGUGAUGCCAUCACAAGGAAUAAGUAACUUUCAAACUGGGAACAUUCCGUAUCUGGUUAAUAAUAGUUCUAUUGGAGUGGGCUCUAAACCACCAGGUGUUCUAAAAACUGAGAGCACUGACUCUCUUAACCAAAGCUUCGGCUAUAUCUGUGGUAGCAGCCCUAUGGACUCUGGAUUGCUGUCUUCUCAGCCAAGAAAUGCACAGUUUGGUUUUCUGCAGAGUCCAAAUGAUGUCACUGGUGGCUGGUCUCUGCAAAAUGUUGACAAUUAUAGGAAUACUAUUGGGCCAAGUCAUCCAGUGUCCAGUUCAUCUAGCUUCCAGAGUUCCAAUGUUGCUCUUGGGAAAUUGCCUGAUCAAGGACGAGGAAAGAAUCUUGGGUUUGUUGGGAAAGGUACUUGCAUCCCAAACCGCUUUGCAGUGGAUGAGGUUGAAUCUCCAACUAACAGCUUGAGUCACAGCAUUGGAAGCAGUGGAGACAUCCCUGAUAUUUUCGGAUUUAGUGGACAGAUGUGAAGAAGGCUUUUUGAAUUUGUAAGUAGGUUCAUCACUGGAAACAAUUUAGUGGUUUGAUGAAUGGUUGCUCGUAUAUUUCAUUUCAUCUUUCUCCUCUGUAAUUGGUUUAUAAAGGGAAUAAUUUAUGUGACAGCAUGUUGAAUCUUGGUUUAUAGAAAGUUUUUCCGUUUAAAAUACUUUGAAUUUGAAUUAUUUUCCCAGUUCAUGUCUCCUUUCUAAAAAGAAUUGCUCGUAUUUCUUAACACAGUUAUCCCUAGCAUUUAUCAAAACGGAAAUUGUUAGAGAAACCUUAUCUCAACUUCAGUUGAGAAAUUGCAAUUGGUUGAGUUUCUGGUCGAACUCAUUUUCUGAAAUACAUGCUCAGGUUUCCAGACAACUUUCUGGUUUCUGAACCGGUCUUGAAGUUUCCUGUUAUGUUGCGCAUUUGUAAGUGGUUUUUUAGGCAUAGAUACAUUCAUACCUGGGCAAAUUUGAGUCACUUAAUAUGAAACGGAGGGAGUAGUUUGAAAAGAGAUGCAAAUCUAAAUCAUUUGGAAGUGUAUAGAUACAGGCAUGCAGCACUUGGAAGCAGCUGCCACCGUAAUUUUCUUUAUGAACGGAGAACUUGUAGAACAUACUAGUUUAUUCGAUUAGGCGAUUUUAGAUAAAAACCGGUGUAAUUUACCGGCCCGGUACGUUUUAUACUUCACAGAUCCACUUGCGUCCUGUUUGGCAUCCCCGUUUUGAGAUGUAAUGUAAGCCCGGGUAAAACGCAAAAUACACCUCGUUCGGGCUUGUUUUCGAGACGCGAGGAGGGGAUCGCGUUUUUUCCCCUCGAACCGGCGGCGCAGCGCAGCAAGCUCUCACGCGAGGGGAUCAGGGGAGGAGACGAAGCUCGACCCCGGCGCCCCGCCUUCGAGCCAUCGAACCCGCGCCGGCGACCGUUCCGCGGCGGCCGGCGAAUCCUCGGGCGGCGCCGACGAGUCUGUGACAAGUCCUGGCGACUCCAACGAGUCCAGUCGCCGCCGGUCCUGCCACCGUCUCGAUCUCCUGACCUCGCCGCUCCUCGUCAGGUCGUGAGGCUGGAAUUUUUCGCCAGAGAUCUCACAGACCUUAAAAAGCUGAGAGGGAAGUGAGUAGGAAAGUCUGAUGACGGAAGUAGUCUUUUCUGUAGCAAGUAAUUGUUGAGCUACAAAGUAGGCUUGUCAUUACUGUAAUUGGUGUUUUGUUUAUGCCUGCUAAAAAUCUCAUGGCACAAGAUUUAAGGCAUGGUCGUAACUUUCUUACUAUGUUGUUUAUUUACCUAUUACUCCUUUAAUUUUUAGUGAAAUAUACCUGGAACAGAUAUUAUGUGUAAGCCUGAGUUAGUGUAAUGAUGCAUCAGAAUUUGUGAUGAA